AAAAACUUUAAAGUUCAUCUGAUCAAAAAAGUAAACACGUAAUAGUGCAUUCGGGCCGUCGAAAAUCGGAGCCCUAGGGGCUUUAAAAGUUAAUAGCACCUGCAAAAUGUCGUUGAGAGCAUUGGGCAGCCGGUUGUUUAAACAUGGUACUGCGUUGCUGCGACAAGCACGAAAUCAGAGGGAAUUCAAUACGAGAACUAUUGCCGACAAAAUUAAUGUCUCGAAAGCGAGCGCCGCCCCGCCUCACAACGUACCCGCCAACCAGAUAGUACCCAGAAGUCAUGCACUCAGAAAUUUCGGCGUGCAAAUCGGCGUACAGGCUCGAAGGAUCCUGAUACAGAAUGUCCUUAACAGGGUCACAAACAGCCUAGCUGCGGACUUGAGGAAGAAGGCAGCCAGGAGAAUACUGUACGGUGAUUCUGGACCUUUCUUCGCGUUGGUCGGAGUAAGCUUGGCGUCCGGAACUGGAAUUCUAACGAAAGAGGAAGAACUCGAAGGAGUGUGUUGGGAAAUACGGGAAGCUAUUUCGAAAAUUAAAUGGCACUAUUACGAUGUCGAUGUGGAUCAAUCUAGAUUCGAAGAUUCCUCGGUUACUUUAGAUGAUCUUUCAUUCGGCAAACCGUUAGCGAAAGGAGCUAAUGCUGUUGUAUACGAGGCUAAAUUCAAACAGAACGAUGGUAACGAAUCUCCUUCAACAGUAUCUGAGAUAUCUGCAGAUACUGAAAAUGAAAGUAGCAUCGAUAAAUAUCCUUUGGCUUUGAAGAUGAUGUUCAAUUACGAUAUACAAUCGAACGCUAUGGCUAUUUUGAAUGCGAUGUACAGGGAAACUGUGCCUGCUAGAUUUUAUUACAGCAACGUCGGAGGUGUUAGCGAUUGGGAAGUUGCAUUGUCUAAUAGGAACAGACAUUUGCCUCCUCAUCCUAAUAUAGUAGCCAUUUUCGCCGUAUUCACCGAUUAUAUACCGGAAUUGCAAGAUGCUCGAGGGCUCUAUCCAGCUGCUCUCCCCAAACGAAUUUACUCCGAAGGCGAAGGAAGAAACAUGUCGUUAUUCCUACUUAUGAAAAGAUACAACACGAAUUUGGAAAGCUAUCUUUCCUCUACGACCCCAUCCACCCGUUUAUCCGUACUCUUGUUCACCCAACUUCUAGAAGGUAUAGCCCACAUGAACUCUUACGGUAUCGCUCACAGGGACUUGAAGAGCGAUAAUUUGCUACUGGACACCAGCGAACCGGAGGCGCCUGUGCUGGUUAUAAGCGAUUUCGGUUGUUGCCUGGCCGAUAAAACCAACGGGCUGAUGUUGCCUUACAACAGUCACGACGUAGAUAAAGGCGGCAACGCCGCUCUAAUGGCGCCCGAAAUUUAUUGUCAAACUCCGGGUACUUUCAGCGUGCUGAAUUAUUCGAAAUCGGAUUUAUGGGCGGCGGGAUGCAUCGGUUACGAGAUUUUUGGUGGUAGAAAUCCGUUUUACAAGUCCGAGGGAUGCGAAGGAUUGAAAUGCGCUACUUACAAAGAGGAGGAUUUGCCCAGUUUGCCUACCGAUGUGCCUUUGAUCAUGAAAAUGCUUAUUAAGAAUCUAUUACAACGCAAACCUAACAAGCGAUUGAAUUCGGAAGUGGCUGCAAACGUUUGCCAACUAUUCCUGUGGGCUCCGAGUUCUUGGUUAAAAUCAGAGAAUUCGAAACUCCCGUCCAGUGCAGAGAUUCUUCAAUGGUUGUUGAGUCUUACAACGAAAGUACUCUGCGAAGGUAGAAUAAACAACAGGUGUUUCUCGCAGGACGCGGAUCAGGCUCAAAUGGCGAGGAUCGGUCGCAGGACUUAUCCGGAGUAUUUGCUGAUAGCCAGCUUCCUGGCCAGAGCUAAAUUGUCUAACAUAAGAGCGGCUCUAACCUGGAUACACGAAGUGAACUAUCCGGAUGAUUGUUGAAUUUAUUUAUAUGUUUGUUCUGAUAAGUAACUAACAAGUUUUGUUUUUAAUUAUUAUUUAUGUUGUUAAAUUUUUGCUAACCAGCGGUGGGAAGAUUCGCUUCUGGAGACUGUAGGAAAAUGUGAUUGAUUUAUUUAUCGAAAAUACGCUGUAAUAUAUCCUUCA
Messenger RNA from Phyllotreta striolata, 2089 nucleotides. Lineage: Eukaryota; Metazoa; Arthropoda; Insecta; Coleoptera; Chrysomelidae. The record is from the annotation of a GenBank genome assembly.